CUCAGAGCUGUGGAUCGCUGAAAGUCGUGCGCACGCCGCGCUAAAGCUUAACGCUCGCAUGCCGCCCCGCUCUCGCACGCCCUCCUCCAAGAAGCCCGCCGCCGCGGCGACGACUGCGGAGCGGUCUCGCCGCCGCGGGGCUGUGACGAAGCCCUCCUGCCGGCAGCGAAAGCUCACCUUUGAGAGCGCCCCCGCGGAGGACGCCCAUGUUGAGACCGUGCCCGACGUCGCGUCCUCCGAUACCGAGGAGGAGGACCGUUCCGAGGCGGCGGCGGCCGCCGCCGCCGCCGCCGCCCUGCCGCCGCUGACCGCGGCCGAGGAGAAAGAGCUCAAGGCGUUUGACCUGGACUCGACCUACGGGCCCUGCCUCGGCCUCACGCGUCUCGAGCGGUUCCUGCGCGCGGAGAAGCUCCAGAUCAACCCGCCGCCGUCUGUGCGCGAGAUCCUCCACCGCGUCCACCCGACCAGCCCCAGUGCGCAUGCAAUCCUGAGCGGAAAGCCCGGCGUCGUGUGUUGACGGGCCGCGGCCAGGCACUGAGUGCACAAGGAAGUGGAGUGGGGGGCGGGCGCCCAUGCGUGCAGACGGGCACAAAGAUGCCACGUGGAAGUGGGGCGGGGGCGGGCGGCCAUGCGUGUCCGAAGCGGGGGGGAGGAGACCGAGCGGCACGGCUGCCGCGCUGCCCCCGCGCGGCGCUCACAGGGGCGAGGGGCGCCCCCUGCGUCGGGCCGCGAAGCUCCCCUGUCUCGUGUGAUUGUUUAUGAAUGUCAGCUGGG
Messenger RNA from Emiliania huxleyi CCMP1516, 774 nucleotides. RefSeq lists its product as hypothetical. Gene Ontology annotation, cellular component: delta DNA polymerase complex. Gene Ontology annotation, biological process: DNA-templated DNA replication; DNA synthesis involved in DNA repair. Gene Ontology annotation, molecular function: DNA-directed DNA polymerase activity. The coding region runs from base 59 to 517 and encodes 152 amino acids. The record is from RefSeq and is a predicted model, not a curated record. The transcript has a single exon. Lineage: Eukaryota; Haptophyta; Isochrysidales; Noelaerhabdaceae.